This is a messenger RNA of Hordeum vulgare subsp. vulgare (domesticated barley), 1044 nucleotides long. Its product is annotated as non-specific lipid transfer protein GPI-anchored 2-like. Bases 182 to 820 code for a protein of 212 amino acids. The record is from RefSeq and is a predicted model, not a curated record. NCBI's taxonomy places the organism in Eukaryota, Viridiplantae, Streptophyta, Magnoliopsida, Poales, Poaceae. The transcript is spliced from 3 exons.
GUUGCCACCUCUCUCACACUCGACGGCUAUAUAAACACCACCGCCGAUCCUAGCCAGUACAGUGACAACACUCCAAGCCGCACCGCUCACUCGCUCGCUAGCCUCCUCCUCCCUCACCGUCCGCCUCCGCAUUAAUUCUUCCCCCACCGCUUCCCAACAAACCCGCCGCCCGCCCUUGACCAUGGCGCUCGCAGCGACACCGCACCGGCGGUGGGCCGUGCCGAUCGCGGCGGUGCUGCUUUCGCUUUCGUUUUCUCUGUCGAUGGCGACGACGCCCGCGGCGCCGGCGCAGCACGUGGCGGUGCCUCCAGCGGCGGCGGCGGCGCCUGGGCCGGCCGCGGGGCUGAGCGCGGCGUGCUUCAACUCGCUGCUCAACAUGUCGGACUGCCUGCCGUACGUGCAGGCCGGGAGCAAGGCGCGGGCGCCGGACAAGCCGUGCUGCCCGGAGCUGGCCGGCAUGGUGGGCUCCGACCCCGUCUGCCUCUGCGAGCUCCUCUCCGGGGCCGCCGACUCCUUGGGCAUCGCCGUCGACUACGCCCGCGCGCUCGCGCUCCCCGGCGUCUGCCGCGUCGCCACACCGCCGCUCAGCACCUGCGCAGCACUCGGCUACAAUGUUCAUCUUGGCCCAUCGCCGGCGCCCGCGCCGGGAUCCCCCUCGCCCAUGUCGCCCGGCGACAGCCCACAGUACCCUGCCGGUCCGUCGCCGUUCGCCUCGCCGCCGGCGUCGCCAAGGCCCAGCCACGCCGCGCGCCGCAUCCACGCCGCCGGCGUCCUCACCGCGCUCUCCGCCUCGUUUGCCGUCGGGAUGGCGUUCUUCUGAAGAGGGCAAGGCCUGGCCAGCGAGACUGUUGAUCGUUCGAUAAAAACUCUGUCGCGGGAAGGGCAUGCUUCUCUCUCUGUUCGUAGCCUUCCAUUAUGGAAAUUCUAGGUUGAUAAUGCAGUACUACCAGUUUAUUUCCCGCCAAUGUGUUGUGUGCUAAUCAAUUAAUCUGUCACUGAAUUACUCGUUUGUGGCGUAUAAAGUAGCAACAACUCUGAAUGCCA